UUCAAAAGAUGGCUGAAAAGAGAUGAAAAUAUCACUAUCAAAUGUAUUUAUUUCUAUCCGGUUAGGUAUCUUGUUAAUUUUCCUAUGACCCUGUGUAAAUAAAAACUAUAAUGAAUAAAGUUUACGUGUCCAAAGCAUAUUCUAUUUCUGAAAGACUGGAAUAGGCUACACUUUUACUAUGCAAUACUGACAUACAGUAAAAUGGAACACAAUCAUAUUCAUUUGUACUUUUUUACAUGGUUCUGAUGGUAUUGCAUAACAGGAAUGACCCAUAUAUUAAAAUAUAUGCAAAUAUUAAAACACCUGUAAGGUUGCAGUAAAGUCUUUUCCACCAAAUAGGACCUUUAUGGUGUCCUUUUCCCUCAGCCCUUUAUGGUGAUGUAUGUCCUCUAGUGUCCUACGGGAGUUUAUGAAUGGUAGGCUAUUAUUUCAGUGACAGUGACUUAACAUGCUGACAAGGUUGUUAAAUUAACAUCAAGUAGGUAAUGUCACCUGCGCGUGAUCAUUAUUCACUCGCGUUGAUUUGGACGGGGGAGUUUUUCAACCCUCCCGGGCGCGUGGUGGCUGUGACAGCAUCGGCCCAUUGAAGCGAUCCGUUGCCAAGUGCAUGUCCCCGGUGGCGCGCGAGGGGCGUCUCGUGAGCACAGGGGGCUCUUGACAUCACGCUCGCCUUCAUAUAGGGGCGCGUGGCGCCGCCUUGUUUCUCAUCCACGGAGAGCAGUCAGUGUGCUCGGUUGUAGCUGUCCCGAGUAAUUCACUUGCGCGUGGAAGGCAGACUAAAAAGGGCGUGAACGCACAUCAAAGCGGCACAGAUAACGGGUAAAUCGCCAGACGACACCAGCGCGCGCAGACAGUCCGGUUAUCUCGGUUUCUGGCUGGUUUUCAUCACUGCAACCCCACAGGACUUUGUUCAACAUCCAAAAAGCGUCAAGAUGAUCAACAUGAGACCGUCUGAACCGGGACCGUUAGAGGAGAUGAUGUUAAUGAAGGUGAUAGUGAUGCACGAGGCGUUCACGGGCAGCAAUGCUCGCCGUUACGGUUCCCCGGUGGCGCGUGUAGAAUAAUGAAAGUUGGGGUCAAACGCAGAGAGCAGAGAUGUCGGUGCCAUUGCUGAAGAUCGGUGUGGUGCUCAGCACGAUGGCCAUGAUCACCAACUGGAUGUCCCAGACUUUGCCAUCACUAGUGGGGCUCAACACCACCAAACUGACCGCGGCGCAGGGCGGCUAUCCGGACCGGAGUAUAGGAGUGUUACCCGCUAACCCAGAGGAGUCCUGGCAGGUGUACAGCUCAGCUCAGGACAGCGAGGGCAGGUGUGUGUGUACAGUUGUUGCACCUCAGCAGACCAUGUGCUCGAGAGAUGCCCGCACCAAACAACUCCGCCAGCUACUGGAGAAGGUGCAGAACAUGACACAGUCAAUCCAAGUAUUGGACCAGCGGACCCAGAGGGACCUGCAGUAUGUCGUUAAGAUGGAAGAUCAACUCCGUGGUCUGGAGACCAAAUUCAGACAGGUGGAAGAAAACCACAAACAAAACAUUGCCAAGCAAUACAAGGCCAUAAAGGCAAAAAUGGCAGAGCUGCGUCCAUUGAUUCCCGUACUCGAGGAGUACAAAGCAGAUGCCCAGCUUGUUCAGCAGUUUAAAGAGGAGGUGCAGAACUUGACGGCCAGCCUGGGCCUCCUUCAACAGGAGAUGGGAGCGUACGACUACGACGACCUGCACUCCCGUGUGGUUAGCCUAGAGGAGAGGCUACGUGCAUGCAUGCAGAAACUCGCAUGUGGGACGCUGACGGGCAUCAGUGAUGCAAUCACUAUUAAAACAUCUGGGUCACGGUUCGGAUCCUGGAUGACCGAUCCACUCGCUCCUGAAGGAGACACUAGGGUGUGGUACAUGGACGGCUACCAUAACAACCGCUUCGUGCGGGAGUACAAGUCCAUGGCCGACUUCAUGAUCUCUGAUAAUUUCACUUCUCAUCGGCUGCCACACCCCUGGUCUGGAACCGGUCAGGUGGUCUACAACGGCUCCAUCUAUUUCAACAAAUUCCAGAGUAACAUGAUCAUAAAAUUUGACUUCAAGACGUCAACCAUCAGUAAGUCUCAGCGUCUGGACAACGCCGGCUACAGCAACACCUACCACUAUGCCUGGGGUGGACACUCUGACAUCGACCUCAUGGUGGACGAGGGCGGGCUCUGGGCCGUGUAUGCCACCAAUCAGAAUGCAGGCAACAUUGUCAUCAGCAAGCUCCACCCGAUAACCCUACACGUCAUCCAGACCUGGACGACCAAUCACCCGAGGCGCAGUGCGGGGGAGUCGUUUAUGAUUUGCGGGACGUUGUACGUGACCAACGGCUACUCAGGAGGGACAAAAGUCUACUACGCCUACCACACCAACUCCUCGACGUACGAGUACAUUGAUAUUGUUCUGCAAAACAAGUACUCGCAUAUCUCGAUGCUGGACUACAAUCCAAGAGAUCGCGCACUAUAUGCCUGGAACAAUGGACACCAGGUGCUCUACAACGUCACUCUUUUCCAUGUCAUCCGCUCCGAGCAGCUGUAACCAUGGAGAGUGGAUGUAAUGAUGGGAAAUGUCCAAGAACCAACGUUGAUGGACAGAUUGGGAAUUAGUUUGGAGGAUCUCAAAGAGGAAUGAAAAACUGAACCCAAAAACAGUCUUUGGGAAUGUUCUUCAACAGAUUGUUUUAAAAAAGUUAUGCUGAAUGGAAAAAUUUAAUUUAUGGAACUAUAGACAUAAGAAUGAAAGAUAAAAUAUCCAAACAAUGAACGGAAUGCCAAAAACAACAACAGAUAAAUGAAGCCACGCCUUUCUUUUAUACAUAAAAACUUUCCUUUGUAGAUGAUUUUCCAAUCUGAUGUUUUCCAGUAGCACUUAAGACAUUUGUCUAUGCUUCCUGUGCAUUGUAGUGGGGGAUGGGAAAUGAGUUACGGACUAGGAGCCAACAUGGAAUGCUCAUCCCAUUCCUCAUUAACCGAGCGUGUGCAGGAAAAUCGUUGGUGCUUGACUCGGCAAAUUCACAUGGACAGCUACUGCAGUCUGUGCUAUAUCAUGAGCCCAACUUAUUUGUGCUUUGCAGAGCUAAAUUCUUUCGAUAAUGAAAAUCAAAUUUAAAAAACUUGAUUGGCUGAAGGCGCUGACUGUUGAUAGCUCUGUUGUUGUUCAAAGGACUCUCGUGAGAUUUUACUUGAACUUCUCUGCGAUUAACUUCUCUAGACAUGGUCACACCAUAUCAUGAUAUUUAAUAAUGAUUAAUGUAGCACCUGAGAUCAGACCAAAGCGUGCUAUUAAAGAGAUAGUUCACCCAAAAAUUUAAAUGUCAUCAUUUACUCACCAUCAUGUUGUUCUGAAUGUCAUUUUUUCUUAUGUGAAACACAAAAUGAGAUAUUAGGUAGCACAUUAGGAAUAUUCUGGGUUCAAUACAAGUUUAGCUCAAUCGACAGCACUUAUGGCAUAAUAUUGAUUACCAUAGAAAUGUGUACCGACUCGUCCCUCUUUCUCUUGAAAAAACGCAAAAAUCGAGGUUACAGUGAGGCACUUAUAAUGGAAGUGAAUGGGGCCAAUUUUUGGAGGGUUUAAAGGCAGAAAUAUGAAGCUUAUAAUUUUAUUAAAGAACUUACAUUAAUUCUUCUGUUAAAACUCAUGUAUUAUUUGAGCUGUAAAGUUGUUUAAAUAGUUCAUUUUUACAGUCAUUUGAAAGGUUUUAGGGUUUGUUGACAUUACAUCAUCAUGGCUAUGAAGCUAUAAAAUUGGCUAUAACUUUACACAGAAAAGGUUAGUAAGCGAUUUUAUCACACUAAAAUCAUGUUAACACCUAUAAUGUUAAUGUCUUGUGGCUAUACUUUUGAAACAGUGAGUAUUUUAGCAUUCAAAAAUUGCCCCCAAUUUACUUCUAUUUUAAGUGCCUCACUGUAACCCAGAUUUUUGCUUUUUUUAAAGCAAAGGAGGGGCAAGUCAAAAUAAAUAUUUGUGGUGACCAAUAUUAUGCCACAAAUGCUAUCGAUUGAGCUUGGCUUGUAUUGAACCGGCAUGGAGCCACCCGCAGGAAGCAGACGCCACCCGUCUCACGGGCAGCCGCCAAGAACCCGAGGAAGGCUUCGAAGCGCCCCUGAGACGGGCGACCCAGGCACGUGGAGACCUGCUGCAGGCCUAGAGAUGGUAAUAUUCCUGUAAUUGCCAUUUAUUUUUUUAUUGCAUAUGUAUUGUAAUUGAAUGGUGACUGAGCCAUACAUUUAGCCUAAAAUCUCCUUUAGUGUUUCAUGGAAGAAAGUAAAAUGGCAACAUGAGGAUAAGAAAAUUUUCUUUUUGGGUGAACUAUCCCUUUAGGUGAAAAAUCCCAACCUGAUCUGAUGACUAAUUGAAAUACUAGUGCGAGUUGGCAAAAUCUUAAGAAAUCGUAAGGGUUGGCUCGUGCAAAAACGAACGACUUUUACUACAAUAGAGAAAAACAAACUAAACAAUGAACAAUGUUAUUAGGAUUUUCCCUAAGUUUAACUUCUAACCCAAACCUAAACCUAACCAUAAAGUAUAACCCCCUUUACCCAAAACCAUGAUUUUAAUAGGAAAAUUACUUUUGCGUUCCACGGAAGACAGGUUUUGACCGAGACGAGGGAAGAGUUUUACAGGUUAUUAACAUACAUCAAUUAUUUGUAUUGCAUAAAUAAAUAAGGAAUGAGUAACCAAAUUUGCUCACUGACAUUUCCUUUCUUAAAUAAAGUAUAAGUACUGUAUAAAAAAAGUGCUGAAUAGGAGGGUUGCUAAAAUUUGAUGCCUUUAUUGUUUCGAUUGGAAAUACUAUUAGCUAAUUUGUUAGUCUCUAUGGGAAUAAAAGUGGUAUCUUUUUCUUCGAUCCAAGUCAUACGAUAUCUCACGAUUUCACCAUCUUGCACGAAAUAUUACGAGUUGUCAUGAGACCGUGUUGGAGAGUCCACACUGCCCUAACAAACACCAACUUCCAAUGAUUGUUGGGUUUUGUUUGAUCAGAAUGUUAAUUAAGUCGCCGUUUGUUGGGGCAGUCUAAAUGAGCCUUUAAAGUCAACAUGGAAUCAAAAUUGCCCCUUUUUACUUUAUUAUAAUAUACAGUACAUUCCUGGUCUUAUUGUGAGCAAUUCUGUGCAUUUUAAUCUGAAGAAAAAAAUUUAUGUCUUUGUAAAUAACUUGCUCCACCUCUGAAACGGCUUUCCUUUGCAAGUGAUGUCGCCAUGCUCUUUUACUUUUUCAUCCACUUAGCUCCUUUCUGGAAUGUAACUUUUUUUAUGAUCAAGUCAAUUCGCAAUAGAUAAAAUCAAGUCCUGCCCUAUAUUUUUCUCAUUGAUAAUUUUUCACUCUGAAAAAUGUCACAUUACGGAAGGAAAAAGGGUGCGAACACUGAUUAAUGUUGUCUUUAAGCAUUCUCCGGUGAGAGUAUCACCCUUCAAGCUAACGAUACACACUUGUUGUGUUUGUAAAUAGACGUACAUCGGCAUCAUAGUUGCUACGAUACACCAUGUCCGUAACAAAUGUGCAAGGUGUUAACAACAGAUGGUUCAGGUCGAAUCUUAUGCUGAUUUGUGUCUUCUAGUGAUUUCUUGUGAAAUAAUUUUUUUCAUAUUGCAUGAACAGUUUCUAUGUGCGCAGGAGUGCUCAAAGGAAUGUUUACCUGUAUGAUGCUGUACAUCUGACUUAUAUGGGAUCAGGGUUGGGGGGAGGAGGUUGUAUACGGGCACAUAUCGCGGAAAGGAGUUUACAGGUUUGGUGGGUAAACAUGGGAAUUUAAAAAAAAAAAUGCUUGUUUAUAUCAUUUGUUUUGAGUGGCUUGUUUCUUAACUCCCAUUCUUGAUUUUUUAGAUGUAUAGAUAGUUUGAGGUUUUUUUUUUCUUUCUUUUUUUGUAAUAUAGUACUGUCUGCUUGGGUGAUGCUUCAGUGUCCUUUUUUUAUUUUGAUGGCAUUAGGAAGCCACAUUUUUCUCACAAACUAAAAAAAAAGUCCAUUACGAUUUCAGAAUGUAAAAUGUCUCUAAGACAGUAUAGCGUAUGUCUAAAAUAUGAAUAUUAAACUAUAGAAAAAUCAUUGAGCAGUCUGAUAUGGAUUGUAGACAUUAUAACAAUUAUACUGUCUUAUAAAGCUAAUAUCAGCUCUUAUUCUUUUUGCGCUUAGCUGGACGUGUGUUGUAUUUGCAAUACAUUGAUUCUUACCAAUAAACCGGGGUUCUAUAACCUGAUGUCAUCA
Myxocyprinus asiaticus (Chinese sucker) is the source of this 6216-nucleotide messenger RNA. It is a transcript of the gene olfm1b, whose product is annotated as olfactomedin 1b. The record is from RefSeq and is a predicted model, not a curated record. The transcript has 6 exons. NCBI's taxonomy places the organism in Eukaryota, Metazoa, Chordata, Actinopteri, Cypriniformes, Catostomidae. Gene Ontology annotation, biological process: signal transduction. The coding region runs from base 1096 to 2553 and encodes 485 amino acids.